This is a messenger RNA of Eriocheir sinensis (Chinese mitten crab), 752 nucleotides long. RefSeq names its product E3 ubiquitin-protein ligase RNF166-like. The coding region runs from base 52 to 426 and encodes 124 amino acids. The transcript is spliced from 2 exons. The record is from RefSeq and is a predicted model, not a curated record. NCBI's taxonomy places the organism in Eukaryota, Metazoa, Arthropoda, Malacostraca, Decapoda, Varunidae.
UCUGUCAGUCAGUCAGAACAGCAGCAGCGACGGGAAGGGCAGCACGGCAAGAUGGGCAUAUGUGCGGUUACUGGUAUGAAGGUCCCCACUGAGGCGUCCACAGAGUGUCCCGUAUGCCUGAAGGAGUACGAUAGAUCCUUCGGAGGAAUCCCGCGGUUCCUGAAAUGCGGACACACCUUCUGCGCCUCCUGUCUCCUGCACAUGAUAGACUUGAGGGUGCCGAAGAGCCCCAUGAAGUGCCCUCUGUGCCGCGAGAAUCACCACCACAGGGGGAGGUUGCCGCCUUUCAACCCUGCCUUCCGCGGCGCCCUGAAACGACCCAUGGACACGGCGACGGAGGUGAAGGAGGCUCGGUGUCUGCGCAUCACCGAGAUCGACCCUUACGUCUUGGUUAGUUGGGGGUGUAUCGAGCAUGGUGGCGAGUGACGGAGAGCUGGAUCAACCCCGUAUUCUUAUCCCAUCGGCACCUCCGUUCGCCUGUUUAAAAGCCUCUCGUACAAGUUGCUCGGGUUUCCAUGGAGUUUUGUGAUCCUAGUGACAGUUUUACACGACUUCUGCGCACCAUGAACGGAAAAGUGACCCACGAAUACUCGGUUACUCUUCUCUGUGGUCUUGGGAAAUGAAUUUAAUAGGAGCCCGAUGCGUUGACAAAUAUGUACCUCAUCUUCACCUAUAUGUGUGUGUGUGUGUGUAAGUGUAAGAGUGUGUGUGGUAUUUAUAUCAUCACAUUCUCAUAAACUAUUCUGAACUAU